GGCCCGGCUGGGCGGAGAAUCAGCACACAGGCACACAGAUGGCGGCGGCAUGCAGUUAGGCCGGCUCAAGUUGACGGCUCGACAGAAGCCAGGAGGAAGAAGAAACAGUAGCUGUGGAAGGAAGAAGAAGAAACUGGAGCCGUUGGAUUUGGAUCCAAUGGUUAUGGAAAAAUCGACUGCUUUCCUGACUUAUAGUUGCUCCGUAAGGAAUACAUCAUUCAUCUUCCUUUAAUUCUGAAACUGAGUACUCGAGUAUGCAGGUAAACAUGGCCCGAGUGCAGCCAACGCGAUCUUCGUCUCUUGGAUGGCUAUCGGAAACGUCCUGGGAUACUCCUCUGGCUCCACCGACAAAUGGCACGAGUGGUUUCCCGCCCUCCAAACAAGAGCUUGCUGCGAAGCUUGCGCGAACCUCAAGGCCGCCUUCUUGGUCGCAGUGAUAUUCCUUGGUUUUUCGACGGCGGUAACAAUGAUCUUUGCAAAAGAGACGCCGUUGAACCCUGAGGUGGCGAAGCAGGGCGAGGGGGAGGCGACGGGCCCGCUGGCUGUAUUCAAGGGCCUAAAGAACCUGCCGGCCGGCAUGCCACAGGUGCUCAUCGUGACCGGCCUCACGUGGCUGUCAUGGUUCCCCUUCAUCCUCUUCGACACCGACUGGAUGGGCCGCGAGAUAUACCAUGGCAGGCCGGACGGGAGCCCCGCGGAGAUCGCCGCCUUCCAGGAGGGCGUCCGGCAGGGUGCCUUCGGCCUGCUGCUCAACUCUGUACUUCUCGGGAUAAGCUCCUUCAUGAUCGAGCCCAUGUGUCGGAAGCUCGGAGCAAGAACCGUGUGGAUCGCUAGUCAGGUCCUCGUGUGCAUCGCAAUGGCGCUGGUCGCCAUCCUCGGCGCAUGGUCGCUGGGCGACUUCGGCGGCAACGUGCAAGACGCCGCGGCAACGGAAAAGGGCCUGAAGACAUCAGCCCUCGUCCUUUUCGUCUUCCUCGGCCUUCCCUUUGCAGUUCUAUGCAGUGUCCCGUUCGCCAUGACGGCACAGCUUGCCGCGAGCAAAGGUGGUGGACAAGGACUGUGCACGGGGAUCCUGAACAUCUCCAUCGUGACGCCCCAGAUGAUCGUCGCCAUCGGCGCUGGGCCGUGGGACGAGCUGUUUGGGAAGGGAAACAUCCCGGCGUUCGCCCUCGCCUCUGUGUUCGCCUUCGCCUCAGCCGUCGCCGGGACAAUCAUGUUGCCCAAGAUGUCAAAGAGCAGCUUCCGGUCCGUAAGCAUGGGCGGAGGACACUGAUAACAGGCACCUGAAAUUUUUCAUGCGCUCAGUUGAAUCUGCAGCCGUCCAUUCCCAUAGUUCGUGAUUCGUACGUGGGGUGUGUUUGAGCUGUAGUUGACUGACACAACUUUCAUUUUCAGUGGAUUUUGUUCAACGGAAUGGGCCUCAGCCCCUUAGUUUUAGGUUAGUGAGUUAUGCAUUAGCCAGGUAGUAGUCCAUUUGUGUUUUAGUUGAUGCUUGUUGUAGCUUGGGUCACUAUUUCUCUUGUUUUCUUGUUAAAUUCCUCUUCACUUUUAUAGCAAUUGUGAUGGCCAUUUUAGAGUUUCGUGUUCGUUUUGAUUUGUUUUCAUGAUCCAAGUGCUCCGAGAAUUAUUUUUCUUUAGUAUAUACCAGCCGUUUUCCCUCUUUGUGUAUGUCGCUAUUUUUUUCUGCGUCCGCAAAAAAAUCGUCCAAGUGAUUCUUGUGUAUAGUUGUAUGUGCCAGUCUUUUUUCUCUCUUCGUGCCACUAUUCGUUUGUACGUGCACACAGUGCACAGGCAAUAUCAAUAUGAGAUGCAAUUCUUUUUUUUUUUGCGGGGAAUAUGAGAUGCAAUUCAACUGUGAGGUGUUUGUAUAUGCACGUUCCGAGGCAAUACUAUCGACAUGACUAAGACAAUGAAUCUCCCACGUACACACGCAAGUAGUACUAUGUAAUAUGUGUGCAAAUUAUUUUGGAGUCUUAGAAACUGCAUUGUUAUAUGCUUCUUCUUGCAUAUUGUGAAAGGGUGCAAUUUUUCUCUUUUAAUUUGUUGACAUCAUUUUAUUUUUUAUUUUCUUUCUUUAUUUAGGGUAAAGAAAUGUCUUGAUUCAUUCUUCCCAGUAAAACUUUAGAGUUUAAUUAUGUUUUAGUUUUUGUUUUAUAUACAAUUUUUAUUACCAGAUCCUGCGUUUUAAUUUUGUGAUUCAUUUAAGGUAGUACCAUCAGCAUGAGUAAGAGAAUGAAUCUCCGAUGUACACACACAAAUACUAUGUAAUAUGUGUGCAAAUUAUAUUGGAUUCCAAAACAUCACACCGUUAUUUAUUUCUUCUUGCAUAUUGUCAAAAGAUGCAAUUUUCUCUUCAAGUGUUGUCAUCAUUUUUUUUAUUUCUUUAUUUAGGUUAAUAGAAA
Molecule: messenger RNA, 2402 nt
Organism: Aegilops tauschii subsp. strangulata
Lineage: Eukaryota; Viridiplantae; Streptophyta; Magnoliopsida; Poales; Poaceae
Product: sucrose transport protein SUT3
Cellular component (GO): membrane
Molecular function (GO): sucrose:proton symporter activity
Source: RefSeq, a predicted model, not a curated record